Rhodofomes roseus is the source of this 1068-nucleotide messenger RNA. RefSeq names its product Clavaminate synthase-like protein. Lineage: Eukaryota; Fungi; Basidiomycota; Agaricomycetes; Polyporales; Fomitopsidaceae. The transcript is spliced from 7 exons. Bases 1 to 1068 code for a protein of 355 amino acids. Gene Ontology annotation, molecular function: dioxygenase activity. The record is from RefSeq and is a predicted model, not a curated record.
AUGCCAGGCCUCAUCGACUACCCUCCCUUCCCGAACGACGUGUCUACUCACCCUCUGCUCGUCGUUGACUAUCAGUUGCUGAAGGCUGGCGACAAGAAUGAGAUCGACACGCUCUGGAAAGCUGCAACCGAGCUGGGAUUCUGGUACUUGAAGAACCAUGAGGUCGACACUGAGGUGCAAGGAAUGUUCGACAUGGGCGCAGAGACCAUGGCGCUUCCGCUAGCGGAGAAGAUGAAGUUCGAACAGGGUGACGACGGCAUGUCCUUCGGCUACAAGGCUGCUGGCGCCAACGCGACCGAUGAAAAGGGCAACCUGGACACAGUGGAAUUCAUCAAUGUCGCGAAGGACGAUGUGCUUAGCUACCCGAGUAUUGUACAUCGUGCGUACCCGCCCACGGUCAACGCGCGGAUGGAGAGCACCAUCAGGCCGUUCAUUCAAAAGUCGCUUGAGGUCAACAGCACGCUCCUCGACAUCUUCAACGACAGGCUUGGGCUUCCCAAGGGCACUCUGGCCAGGAAGCACCAGCUGGAGGAGCCCAGCGGGAGCGAGUCAAGGUGCAUUAAAAACCCGCCCAAGCCCGCUGCCACUGAGCCCAAGACGGCUAUUGGCGCCCAUACAGACUUCGGCUCUCUGUCCUUCCUUCACAACCGCCUCGGAGGUUUGCAGGUCAUGGUUCCAGGCACGGAGUCCUGGCAAUAUGUGAAGCCCAUUCCCGGGCAUGCCAUAUGCAACCUUGGAGACGCGAUGAGUAUCUUCAGCGGAGGCAUUCUUCGUUCGAAUCUGCACCGCGUCGUUCCUCCUCCGGGAGCUCAGUCGCAGCAUGAACGCUGGUCGCUCGUAUUCUUCACUCGUCCGGGGUACUCUCAACUUCUGGAAGCGCUCACCGGGGAUAGCCCGAUGGUUGCUGAGGCAGCGGCAAAGGUUGCUGAUAAGAGCAUCUACUUCUCGGGACAGACGUCAAAGGAGUGGUUCUACCGCAGGAUCAAGAACCAGAGGACGAAGAACCAGAAGGGCCCCGAGACGUGGCGUGCCAGCCGUGGUACCGAGCAUCGCCCGGAGGCUGCUUGA